CAAUUAGCGUUCGUCCAGCCCCUGUCCAUAUAAGGGAGCUGCGUCCAAUGAUCGCUCUCUUGGGUUGCUGCUCUCGUGGACGGUGCGACGCAACUUUCAACGACACGCUAGGCCUCAAAAACCUGCCGGCCUCAGCAGAACCAAAAUAUCGACUCCUCUGUACCGUUGUGGACCCUCUAGCGAGUUUCAUGGAUGCUAUGAAUGAUGGCCGAGGGCGUUCUGCAGGGACGGGAUGAUGGAGUGUUCGAUCUUGAUUUGUUCUCCUUCUUUGGCACAGACUCCCCGGCUGUCCAGGCUGAGAUGACUUCAGGUUCCAUAUUAGAAAGAGGAGCCGCGUCCUGUGCCAGCAAUGUGCCGACAACUGGUGGAUCUGCUGUACAUGUGGCACCCGGGGGCGGCCCCGUGAGCUCUGGUCCACAUGGUCUGGGACCCUCUCAGUUAAUACCCCAUGCAGUUCCAUUGAUGAAUGGUGACCUCUCCUCGUGCUUUCCCCGAGACUCAUCGUGGGGUGUGUGCAGCUCCAAUAAUCUUCCCCAACCUCCUACAAGCAACUCAAUAGACAAAGUUAUCCAGGAGGAGCGCGGUCCAAGUGACAUCACCAGUAUUAUCGCACAUCUCCGGAGUCUUGCAACUGAAACCUCAAAUAAUUGUUCUGAAGCCGAGAAAUCUGGAUCAAAAGGAAGUCCAGUGACUGAGAGUGUCGGAACCCCUGCCGAUGGAUUGUGCAACCAACACAAUAUGGAGUCCGCUCAGCCUGGCCUUAAAGAUCGCGCAGACAAUCAGAUGACCCUCCAGACAGACCUCGCUGAUGACCUUGUGGACAGGCAAUAUCUGUUUGGAGACCUGGGAUCGAAGAAGAAGUCAAAUGCCAAGAUUUAUAUAUGUUCAGAAUGUGGUAAAACGUGUCCUUGUCAGUCUGCCUACAUCCGCCACCAGAGGAUUCACACCGGGGAGAAGCCCUAUGCCUGUGACGCCUGCGGCAAGAGCUUCAUUCAGGUGUCCGAUUACAACAACCACGUCCGCUCCCACACCGGAGAGAAACCCUACACCUGUGCAGAGUGCGGGAAGAGCUUCAGCCGGAGCACCUACCUGGUGACACAUUCCAGAACACACACCAAAGAGAAGCCUUACACCUGCAACGUCUGCAACAAAAGCUUCAUCCAGCACUCUCACCUCUCCCUCCAUCUGCGCAUCCACAGUGGAGAGAAGCCCUAUAUCUGUAUAGAGUGCGGCAACAGCUUCAGCCGCAGUUCAACCCUGGUGAAACAUAAGAAAUCCCAUAGGAGGAAGACGCUACACUUCAGUAAGAAAAAAAGUGAGGAUGAUGUCCCUCAAAACUUCACCCAGAACAACCCACCCACGUGGGGAACAGUCACAGACCAAGCAGAACCAUCUCCAGAAGAGUCUCCUCAACGAGCUGAAACCCCACAUGUCAAAUCUGAAAGUGAUGAGGCUGCAGAGUGUGACCCAGAAACUGUGACCUGUAGAAAACCUCACCGGCAGGGUAAGAAAACCGCCCACAAACCCAUACGAAUCACCCUGGAAAAAUAUCUGAUCUCCGAAGGGACGGCAGGUGGAGACCUUCAGGUGCCAUUUCCACAUCAUAAGAAGUUUAUAUGGAAGAAAAAGUCACAGCAACCAUGUAAGGACAACGAAGAGGGCCCCGACGUAGGAAAGAUGGAUGUAUCAGUCAAGAGCGUCACCGAACCUGCCAUCGAAAUGAAAAGGGUGACCAGUCCCAAGACGGAGUACAACUUUUCCCCCUCCCAGGAAGUGAAUGGGAUGAGUGAGAACAGUGAGAACCUGAACCCGGAGGGCCCAUGCUUGUCACCUCAGCUGGACCAUGUCCGGGACACCCCAUUAAACGACCCUGAAGAACCUUACUCCUCAGUAAAUGGGAAGGUCACAAAGUUUGAGGAGCUGGAUUCUCAGUAUUCCUAUCCUAGUAAUGACCUAGUGGAAGCCACAUACAACAAUGUCUUCACCUCCUCCGACAAUAUGUCCAUCACUCUACAGAAGCCACAUAAAGUUUCCUUGUUUAUUUGCAGUUUCUGCGGUAAGAGCUGUCCUUGCAAAUCGGCUUUUAUCCGCCACCAGAGGAUUCACACCGGUGAGAAGCCCUACGCCUGCGCCGACUGCGGCAAAAGCUUUAUUCAGAUGUCCGAUUACAACAAUCACAUUCGCUCCCACACCGGAGAAAAACCCUACACCUGUGCAGAGUGUGGGAAGAGCUUCAGCCGGAGCACCUACCUGGUGACGCAUUGUAGAACACACACCAAAGAGAAGCCUUACACCUGCAGAGAAUGUGGCAAAAGCUUUAUCCAGCACUCGCACCUUGCUAUCCACCUUCGCAUUCACAGCGGAGAGAAGCCAUAUUCUUGUUUUGAGUGUGGGAAGAGAUUUAGUCGAAGCUCAACACUUGUUAAACACCAGAAAUCCCAUGGUAGAACGAUUCCAACUGGAGAGACUAACACACAAAGGUCCACCAAUCCGAGGUUAGAGGCAGAACAUUGCUGAACUCCAUAGGGUUGUGCUCUUCUGGUAGCCAUGCUGCUUGAUCUACACUUGACUCUCAAUGGCACAAGCUGCAGUGCUCGUGUUGGGUUGUGAUGGCAUGGCCUGUCUUUUUGUCCUCUAUAUCUGCUGCUCAUUUGCUACUUCCCCCGAGUGUAUAAAGCUCCAAGCACCACUCUCCAGCAGUGCUAAAAUCACAGCAAUGUCUUCCAUGGUCAUGUCCGGUUGUUUGGAAAAGUUAUUGCAGAAGACUGGUGCCAAGAGCGCCAUCUCGCCUUCUUGCAUUUGCACUUGUGGUUGGGUGCCCUGGUCCCUGUGAGCACACAUAGAAUGUGAUCAUUGAGAUGUUGGUUCUGAACCUCAUGUGAUUCCCAUGUAUGGAGCUUGUGGUUUAUACUGUAAAGUCCAAAUAUAAUUCUGAGACCCUGGUGGCAUUUAUCGAUAAAAUGCAUAAAUUAAGGAUUUGGUGAAAAUAAUAAGGUGGCUGAUGUGGUGGUAAACUUAGCGCAACUUGGCCGCCUUGGUGGACAUGUUUCUUUCCCACAUCUCAUGGCGGUCUAUCGUUUACACCAAUUAUCUAUUUAUUAAAUUUGAUCAUUUUAUGACUCUUGGCCAUGCCCCCUACAAAGUCUUCAAAACACAAUAAAUUUGGUGCACAUUGUGUACGCCAUUUUUUUUUUUAGGCACUUUAGUUAAUCUCAUACUUUCUGUACUCAAGAAGAUUUAGUUAAACCGUAUGUUCUGACAAUCAGCAGCGACUUACACCAUUCUGUCAUGAAGAUGAUUGGCAUUGUUUUCAGUCCUCUGGCCCAGGCCCAUGUACCAUCAUCGUCCUCUGGCCCAGGCCCAUGUACCAUCAUCGUCCUCUGGCCCAGGCCCAUGUACCAUCAUCGUCCUCUGGCCCAGGGCCAUGCAUUGUACCGCCGUCCUCUACCCGAGGGGCGCGUACCAUCAUGAUCCCCUGGACUAGGGCCGCAUACCACCAUGAUCCCCUGGCCUAGGGCUGCUCAUCCUCAUCCUCUGGCUGCGUACCAUCAUCCUCUUGUUGUCCACCGUGAUGUAGUGCAUUAGUUACCACCAAUGUUUUGUCUGAGGGAGGUCCUCACUGCUGGAGCUGAGGACCAUAUCUCUACCAGGGGCUGGAAUCCUCUGAAACAAAUGGCACUGUUCUCCACAACCUCGAAGCUUGUCUACUUUUAUGAUAUUCAAUCCUGUGUUAUGUAAAACGUGUAGGUAUCUGGUGAUAAAGUGUUUGUCACUGCUCCGCUGCACCUUGAGAUGAAGGUAUGGAAUAUUUAUUGUGUAUUAU
Molecule: messenger RNA, 3823 nt
Organism: Hyla sarda
Lineage: Eukaryota; Metazoa; Chordata; Amphibia; Anura; Hylidae
Product: zinc finger protein 436-like
Exons: 4
Coding region: 202-2517 (771 amino acids)
Source: RefSeq, a predicted model, not a curated record